AUGGAAUACCAUUCCCAAGACCAAGACCAAGGACAAGGACCAAGACAAGACCGAGAUCAAGAACAACAGGACCAAAACCAAUCAUCUAACCCACCUCCAUCCCUCGAUAAACGCUGUACCGACCUUCCAUUCCUUCUUCACGCUCUAUACCACCUAGAACCCAAUCCUCAAACCUCCCGUGCCCGCCAAAAGGCCUACGACCAGUCCCAAUGGCAUGCCAUCCCUCGAGAAACCCUCCAGAUCUUAACCGUGAUCUCUCAACUCUUCGCCACCACCGGAAACUCCGAGGUAGCUGUGACGAUGUAUACACUAUAUAAUAAGGUGGUUGUAUUUUUUGCUGCGUCUGAGGUGCUGAGAGUUAUAGAGGAAGGGUAUGUGUGUGUUAUUGGAGAGAUGGUGAGAAGUAUUGCUAGAGGGGAAUAUGGAAGGAUAAGAGUUAGGGGUAGGAGAAGGAGGCGGGAGGUAAUGCAUACGAGGGUUUAUGAAGAGAUGAUGAUAAUUGUGGUUGGUAGGUGUAGAGAUAGGAUUUUGUGGUUAUUUGAGGGGCUUGCUGCAGAGGUGUGGGAUAGUGGGGUUAGUCUUUUGGAUCGGUGCGAAGAGGAUGGUGAAGGGGUUGGGUGGGAGAAGAUUGCUGAUUUGGCGGCUGGGAAUACGAAGUUGACAGAGUUUGUGGAUUCGAGAAAAGGAUAUGAAGAUAUGGAGGUUGAAGUGGUGGAUGAACCGGGGGAGUGGGUUAGAGUCGAGGUGAAUAGGAGGAGACGUAUAUAUUGCUUUCCUGAGGAUGAUAUGCUACCGUUCAAUCGACAAUUUCAACAUUCGCCAUCGGAAUUUAGGAACGAACCGGUCCAGGAAGACGUACGAAACGAAAACAUGGACUGGGAAUAUAUAAGCAACGAUGAAGCACCGCCGUGGGCGUUAACAUCUGCCCUAAAACGUUUGAUGCCAACUAAAAUGAGCAGUGCGGAGCGAGGAAGGUUCUUCAGGGCGCUCAGACAGGGACUUAUCUCGUUUCUUGGAGCUAUAAGAUCUAAAGACUUUCGUGAGACAGAUAACGACAAACUGUGGGAGUAUAUGAGAGUGGCCGAUCUGAUAUACAAAAAGAGGACGGAACUUGAACCACUGGUUAAAUUCACGGAUGAACAAAUGGAAUGGGUGAACAAAAUUGCACGGUAUCCGAGGGCUGCGGAGUUCAUAAUCAGGAGGGCAUAUACACCGCAAUAUCAGAAGAUGCUAUCGAAUUUGGAAAUUCAUGAGCUUAUACCGAAGGCGCCUGACCCCCCCGAUCAAUCAUUACCACCACCACAAACAACCGUCCUCGAAAUUCUAGAAUGGAUAGAAAGAAAAUAUGCGGGUCCCCCGUAUAGACUACUAAUCAGCCCGCCGUCUAUCAAAUUAAAAUACCCGAAUGCGGAUCCACGGACCAUAUGGACCCCCAAUCCUCCACCGGACAAACACUGCGUCCACCCGGAAGUCGCAAUCAUAAAUUUCAUCUACAACUAUGGUAUCUACAAUUUCAACACGCCGUAUGUUGUUUAUGGUGUCUCCGGAGUAUGUUGCUGGGCGUGUGAUUUAUACGCUAAUAUUGUACAUAAAACAAUGUUGGCCCACUGCAUUAAUGGGUUUCAUGCGGAGAGGAUUUAUAAAGAAGGGUGGACUGGGAAAGUUCCUAAGGGGGGUGGGUGGUAUGUACCUAUCGACGGAGAGGGGGAUAGGGAGUUUAGAGAGAAGGUUAUUGAGAUUGUGGAGGAUUGUUUGAAGGUAAUUGUGGGGAAUACUAGGAAGGCAUGGAUUGAGCGUUGA
Messenger RNA from Orbilia oligospora ATCC 24927, 1800 nucleotides. RefSeq lists its product as uncharacterized. The record is from RefSeq and is a predicted model, not a curated record. The transcript is spliced from 2 exons. Lineage: Eukaryota; Fungi; Ascomycota; Orbiliomycetes; Orbiliales; Orbiliaceae. Bases 1 to 1800 code for a protein of 599 amino acids.